AUGGGCUGCGCGAGAGCGUCGCUGUGUAGUGCACAGAGUGCCUGUGAACCCUAUCGACGGGAGUGUGGCAAGGGGCGCCUACAGAGCUUGUCCAGCUUCCCUAGUGACCGCCAGUCUGCGGCGCUGAACGAGCAACAGUCUAGAUGCGAUGAUAGCCUGGUCCGUCACUCGGCUAGGCACGGCAAUCUGCCCGGCCUGAAAGAGCUCUUCUGGUGCGACCGAGCGUCUAUUGAUGACGACGAGCUGGCGUUGUCAACAGUGCUGUUCUCUAUCAAUGUUCUCUACAGUCGAUCGUACUCGGCUGGCGAAGCUGCUGUCUACCUCUGCGCUGUGCGAAGAGCGAAAGCUGAUUUACGUCUAUAUCACAGUUCCACGACGGAGCUCUCCUAG
Messenger RNA from Mixia osmundae IAM 14324, 390 nucleotides. RefSeq lists its product as uncharacterized. The record is from RefSeq and is a predicted model, not a curated record. NCBI's taxonomy places the organism in Eukaryota, Fungi, Basidiomycota, Mixiomycetes, Mixiales, Mixiaceae. Bases 1 to 390 code for a protein of 129 amino acids. The transcript has 3 exons.